CGUGAGGGCGGGGCAGGGCGGAGGCGUUGGUCCCGCCACGUUCGGCCAGGCGGUUCCGGCUGCGGCGCGUGGGGGCGCACGGGGGGAGGGGCUGGCGCUGCAGCCGGAUCCGGAUGCGGCGGCGCUGUGACCCGCAGGCAGACUGACGCGCUGGGACGGGAGCGUGGCUCGCUCCGGUGCGAUUUUACUAGAAAGAUGAAACCUGAUGAAACUCCUAUGUUUGACCCGAGUUUGCUCAAAGAAGUGGACUGGAGUCAGAAUACAGCUAUAUUUUCUCCAGCCAUUUCUCCAAUGCAUCCUGGAGAAGGCUUGGUUUUGAGGCCUCUCUGUACUGCGGACUUAAAUAAAGGUUUUUUUAAGGUAUUGGGUCAGUUGACAGAGACUGGUGUCGUCAGCCCGGAGCAGUUCAUGAAAUCUUUUGAGCAUAUGAAGAAGUCUGGGGAUUACUAUGUUACAGUUGUGGAAGAUGUGACCCUAGGACAAAUUGUGGCUACAGCAACUCUGAUCAUAGAACAUAAAUUUAUCCAUUCAUGUGCUAAGAGAGGGAGAGUAGAAGAUGUGGUCGUUAGUGACGAGUGCAGAGGGAAACAGCUUGGCAAACUGUUAUUAUCAACUCUGACUUUGCUAAGCAAGAAACUAAACUGUUACAAGAUCACCCUUGAAUGUCUACCACAAAAUGUUGGUUUCUACAAAAAGUUUGACUACACGGUAUCAGAAGAAAAUUACAUGUGUCGGAGGUUCCUAAAGUAAAAACCACCAUUGAGAGGUUACUUGAUGCUACUGUUUUAGAGUUCAUUUUUGUUGCUGCAACCAGUGAGCUCCCUAACUACUAGACUGAAAAAUGCUGUAGUGUGCCAGUGUAGUGCCACGAGAGGAUGCCUGUGGCUGCUGGGAGUGCAAAUGAUCAGAAAGGGGGGUGAUUUUUUAACCAAAGGAAUAUAUUUUCAACUUGAAUCUUUUCUUGCAUUGUAUUUUUCUACAGUUUGUCUUCCUUUCUUGGUAGUCAAGAGUAUGGGUAGUAAACAGUUAUGUCAUCUGCUCUCUGCUGCUCACUUUUAAAUACAUGUAUAUAUAUAUGUGUAUGUAUAUAUGUAUAUAUACAUGUAUAUAUAUAUACGUGUGUAUAUAUAUAUUGAUUGAUUGAAUAAGGGUGUUUCUUACCAUAAAAUUAUUUUUGUCUCCGACAUCUAAUAGACUUAGGCACACCAUUUCUCACAUUACAGGGAGUUGGGCACUUUGGUUACCAUGACCACCAGAUACAUAUUUGAACAUUGUCGAUCCUAACUCUGCACACAAAACAAUCUUUGGACAGUCUUUUUAAAGCAACAAAGGAAAAGAAAAAUGGGACAAGGUACAACAGCUUAAAUAACUAUUUUGUGUAUAGUUCUGUGCAGCUACUGUCCCAUCUUUCUCAUCUGUCAAAUAAGGGUCAAGUUCUCCAAGUUCUCCAAGGGCAGACACAGAGAUCCAGGGUCCUUUCCAUCAGUGAGUGAGUUGCUACCUUGGUUUCUAUAUCGUGACAUCUGAAGCCUUUGAAUCAUAAAAAUGUGUGGUACUGCCUUUGGUACAGCUUUAAAAUGGUAGCUUUUCUAUUUAAUGUGAUUAUAAUGGUACUAUGAUUCUGAUCACUGUCCUAUUUUAUUUAUUUGAAUGAUUUUUAGAAACAGAAUCAGAUACUUUUAUUAAUAAUGGUUCUAAUCUUUUGCAUUCCAUGUUACUAUAUUAAACUUGUUUAUAUGAAUAGUCUCUCAUAUUA
Rattus norvegicus (Norway rat) is the source of this 1756-nucleotide messenger RNA. It is a transcript of the gene Gnpnat1, whose product is annotated as glucosamine-phosphate N-acetyltransferase 1. The record is from RefSeq and is a predicted model, not a curated record. Gene Ontology annotation, molecular function: glucosamine 6-phosphate N-acetyltransferase activity. Gene Ontology annotation, biological process: UDP-N-acetylglucosamine biosynthetic process. Lineage: Eukaryota; Metazoa; Chordata; Mammalia; Rodentia; Muridae.